AUGGGGCGAAUUACGAGCUCCGGAAUUUUUUUAGAAAAAUUGGAGACUGAUCCAUCCAAGUAUUUUCCUGAGCCCAGCUCAUCGCAUCUAUCAGAGGAAGUCCUAAAAAUUAAUUUGGAUCUCCCUAUGAGCCAGAUUUUGGCUGAACUCUCGAAGUAUCCUGUUCGGACUCGUCUCUCCUUGUCAGGGACUUUAGUCGUCGCCCGAGACAUUGCUCAUGCAAAAAUAAAGGAACGCCUUGAUUCAGGCCAGCCUUUACCCGAUUAUAUGCUCAAGCAUCCCGUCUAUUAUGCUGGGCCUGCGAAAACUCCCCCCGGGUAUGCAAGUGGUUCGUUUGGUCCGACCACCGCUGGCCGAAUGGACAGCUAUGUGCCUCAGUUCCAGCAAGCCGGUGGUAGUAAAGUUAUGCUAGCUAAAGGGAAUCGCUCUAAAAUAGUAAGUAUUCGCUCCUAA
Messenger RNA from Protopolystoma xenopodis, 453 nucleotides. The record is from the annotation of a GenBank genome assembly. NCBI's taxonomy places the organism in Eukaryota, Metazoa, Platyhelminthes, Monogenea, Polystomatidea, Polystomatidae.